Molecule: messenger RNA, 884 nt
Organism: Micropterus dolomieu (smallmouth bass)
Lineage: Eukaryota; Metazoa; Chordata; Actinopteri; Centrarchiformes; Centrarchidae
Gene: ropn1l
Product: rhophilin associated tail protein 1-like
Exons: 6
Coding region: 133-780 (215 amino acids)
Source: RefSeq, a predicted model, not a curated record
CUGUUACUAAGCGACGAUGCUGCAAUACACACAUCAGGUGCUAGGAAUAAAUUUACAUUUGAGCUAGCCACCCAUAUUUGAGCCCAUCUUUGUGCGGUUUGUGGUCCACAUUCAUUAUUCAACAACCCAGCCAUGCCUCUUCCAGACACAAUCUACUGUGCCCAGCAAAUCAACAUCCCUCCCCUGCUGCCAGACAUCCUCAAAAACUUCACCAAGGCAGCCAUCCGUACACAGCCCAAGGAUUUGCUGCUGUGGUCUGCGGCAUACUUCAGUGCGCUGUCUAAAGGGGAGUGUCUGCCUGUCAAGGACAGACUGGAGAUGAAUGUUGCCACCCAGAAGACAGACACUGGGCUGACUCCAGGUCUGCUGAAGACUCUUCAUAAACAGCUGUCCGCCGGGCAAACGUGCAGCAAAGAGGAACUGCAGAAGAAAUGGAAGGGUCUGUGUCUACCCAUGGACCAGCUUGAGACCCUGCUGUUGCUGGGCAGCUUUGGCUCAGACAUUGACUGGAUGGAGUUCUUUUCCCUGGGCUGCAGUGCUCUGGGAGGGACCCUCAUGAGUUCUCUGAAGUUUGCCUGUGAGAUCCUGACAGAGGAUGAGGAGGGCGGUGCUGCGAGGAUCCCGUUCAACACCUUUGUCAAACUCUACAGCUACUUGGCUCACCUGGACGGGGACAUGCCACAGGACCACAUUGACAACUUCCUCAGCAGCCUGCAGGCACAAGUCAACAAGCAGAACGGCAUGAUUCAGGUUUCCAGCUUCUACAUCAGCAGGAAGUGAAGGAAGGCAAGACAGAAAGCAAAGGAAGACAGGAAGGAAGGAAUAGAAGUAACAAAAGGACAGUGUUCAAUUAAUAAAUGGUCCUGCUAAUGCUCCUUCAAGCA